Molecule: messenger RNA, 682 nt
Organism: Myotis brandtii (Brandt's bat)
Lineage: Eukaryota; Metazoa; Chordata; Mammalia; Chiroptera; Vespertilionidae
Product: dihydrofolate reductase
Exons: 1
Coding region: 37-600 (187 amino acids)
Biological process (GO): folic acid metabolic process; tetrahydrofolate biosynthetic process; glycine biosynthetic process
Cellular component (GO): mitochondrion
Molecular function (GO): dihydrofolate reductase activity; NADP binding
Source: RefSeq, a predicted model, not a curated record
UCGCUAGCGAGCUCCGAGGCUUCUGGUGCCGCCGUCAUGGUUCGUACUCUCAACUGCAUCGCCGCUGUGUCCCAGAACAUGGGCAGCGGCAAGAACGGAGACCUGCCUUGGCCCCCGCUCAGGAAUGAAUUCAAGUAUUUCCAAAGAAUGACCACAACCUCUUCAGCAAAAGGUAAACAGAAUUUGGUGAUUAUGGGUAGGAAGACCUGGUUCUCCAUUCCCAAGAAGAAUCGGCCUUUAAAGGACAGGAUUAAUUUAGUUCUCAGUAGAGAACUCAAGGAACCUCCAAAAGGAACUCAUUUUCUUGCUAAAAGUCUGGAUGAUGCCUUAAAACUUAUUGAGGAACCAGAAUUAACAAAUAAAGUGGAUAUGGUUUGGAUAGUAGGAGGCAGUUCCGUUUAUAAGGAAGCCAUGAGCAAGCCCGGCCAUCCACGACUCUUUGAGACAAGGAUCAUGCAGGAAUUUGAAAGUGAUACAUUUUUCCCAGAAAUUGAUUUGGAGAAAUAUAAACUUCUCCCAGAGUACCCAGGUGUUCUUUCUGAUGUCCAGGAGGAAAACGGCAUUAAGUACAAAUUUGAAGUAUAUGAAAAGAAUGAGUAAUGUGAAGGUGUUGUCUGAUUCAUUUCAAGUUGUUCCCCAUCCCCUCCAGACAAUUAUGUAUUUAACAUUAGAGAAAGAUAUU